Molecule: messenger RNA, 1976 nt
Organism: Rattus rattus (black rat)
Lineage: Eukaryota; Metazoa; Chordata; Mammalia; Rodentia; Muridae
Gene: Adgrg3
Product: adhesion G protein-coupled receptor G3
Exons: 12
Coding region: 16-1668 (550 amino acids)
Biological process (GO): adenylate cyclase-activating G protein-coupled receptor signaling pathway; cell surface receptor signaling pathway
Cellular component (GO): membrane
Molecular function (GO): G protein-coupled receptor activity
Source: RefSeq, a predicted model, not a curated record
CUCCGCUGAGCACCGAUGGCAACAGCCAGGAGCCUGGGCUUACUGCUCUUUCUGCUGCUGACUUCAGAUGAGAACAACGGUGAAGAGCCAAGAAACCCCGAAGAGCCAAGAAACGUCUGCCGGCUCAAGGAGGACUAUGAGUAUAACACCUUCGACUUGAGUGACAUUGCUCAGUGUUUCACCAAGUGCGGGCAAUCAGACACCAACUCCUGUGAAGUGGGGAACUUGCAGAGAUACUGGCUGAACUACGAGUCCCACCUGCUGGAGAAUUCCAUGGAGACCGUGGACAUGCCUUUUGUGAAGGCCUUGAUUCAGAACAUCAGCACGGAUGUCUCGGAAGACCUGCUUUACUCUCUGGUGCCCUCUCAGAUCCCGAGGAAGGUGAUGCGAGGUGAGGAGCAACCUGCAGACAGAGUCCGACUUCCCAAGAGCCUGUUUGGAGCCUUGCCUGGCAACAGGUCUGCAGUCCGGUUGGCCAUAACUAUUCUAAACAUUGGUCCAGGAAAUGUCUUUAAGGGCCCCAGGCUUCUUAAGGACAAAGGCAGCAGCGUGUUGGACAACCGCAUGGUGGGCUUGAGUGUGGGCCAGAUGCACGCCACCGGGCUGUCAGAACCUGUAGAGAUCACCUUCUCCCACCAGCAUCAAUCACCUAAUGUGAUCCUCACCUGUGUGUUCUGGGAUAUGGCUAAAGGUACCACAGGAGACUGGGAUUCCCAUGGCUGCUCCACGGAGCCGGGGGACGGGAGAACUGUCUGCCACUGUGACCACUUGACCUUCUUCGCCUUGCUGCUGAGGCCGACCCUGGACCAGGCCACGGCACGGACUCUCACGCGCAUCUCCCAGGCAGGCAGUGCAGUCUCCAUGAUCUUCCUGGCCUUCACCAUGGUUCUCUACGUUGCCUUCAGGUUCUCUCUGCAGAGGUUCAAGUCUGAAGAUGCCCCUAAGAUCCACAUGGCUCUGAGCACCAGCCUAUUUCUCCUGAAUCUUACCUUCUUGAUCAACGUGGGGAGCGGCUCUCAAGGCCCCCCAGCCUCUUGCUGGGUCCGAGCUGCCAUUUUCCACUACUUCCUGCUCUGUGUCUUCACCUGGAUGGGCCUGGAAGCCUUCCACCUCUACCUGCUGGUCAUCAAGGUCUUCAAUACCUACUUUGGACACUAUUUCCUGAAGCUGAGCCUGCUAGGCUGGGGCCUGCCUGUUCUUAUAGUUAUUGGUGCUGGAAGUAGCAACAGUUACGGGGUUUACACCAUCCGCGACCAGGAGAAUCGCACCUCGCUGGAGCUGUGCUGGUUCCAGAAAGAGCCUGCCCUUUAUGCUACUGUCCAUGGCUACUUCCUUGUCACCUUCCUCUUCGGUGCUGUGGUGCUGGCAAUGGUGGCCUGGAAGAUCUUCACUUUGCCCAGUGUCACAGCGGGCAAAGGACAGGGGCAGACCUGGAAGUCGGUCCUCACUGUGUUGGGCCUCUCAAGCCUGGUGGGCGUGACCUGGGGACUGGCUGUUCUCACACCCCUCGGCUUGUCUACCGUCUACAUCUUCACCCUCCUAAACUCUCUGCAAGGACUCUUCAUCUUCUGCUGGUUCAUCAUCCUCUACUUCCCGACUCAGAGCACCACAACCUCCUCCUCCGGCACUGCCCGCCUGGACCAGGCCCACUCCAUGUCCCAGGAGUAGUCUAUCGGUGGCUGCCGUUUGCUCUCACCUCUGGCUGGUUUGUGGGACCAUGAACAGUUACCUACUUCCUUCUAGACUCCAUUGCCUUCUCUGUACAGGAGGGAGAGGGUGGGGACCAAACAGGGCCAUGUGGCUUCCAAGUUCCGAUUCAGGAGGCUGGAGAAAUGACUUAAGAGGACACUGGUUCAGUUCCCAGCACCCACGUGGCAUCUCUCGGCUGUCUGUGACUCUAGCUCAAGAGAUCUGACAUUCUCCUCUGGCUUCCAAAGGGCACCAGGCAUGAAGGUGUGGCAUAUAUACACGGUAGG